This is a messenger RNA of Bipolaris zeicola 26-R-13, 366 nucleotides long. RefSeq lists its product as uncharacterized. The transcript has a single exon. The record is from RefSeq and is a predicted model, not a curated record. The coding region runs from base 1 to 366 and encodes 121 amino acids. Lineage: Eukaryota; Fungi; Ascomycota; Dothideomycetes; Pleosporales; Pleosporaceae.
AUGGCCUGCGCAAACCAUUCCAGAGCGUCCUCCAUCCAUCCACUAUGGCCACACCCCCCUCCCCUCCCCUCCCAGGGCAAGCGAGAUAAGAACGCUCGGCCCACACAACCGCGCCCCUACCAGCCCAGGCAACCAGCAACCGUCCACCAAACCGUUCCAGCUGCCCUCACGCCCCCCCAUGGCCCCCUCCGCACCAAUCACCAGCCUGCCCUCAACUGCAAGUCGCUUGCACGCUUAUAUCCAACACGAGCACGAGCAGCCUGCAUGCACUCCUCCCUCACUAUACUACAUACGCGACCACAGACAGCCCCCACGCUCCUCCUCUUUGCCCAGAUGCAGACGUCCUUCGUUGCUGCAGGACCCUAG